Molecule: messenger RNA, 2034 nt
Organism: Cryphonectria parasitica EP155
Lineage: Eukaryota; Fungi; Ascomycota; Sordariomycetes; Diaporthales; Cryphonectriaceae
Product: serine/threonine-protein kinase cot-1
Exons: 4
Coding region: 172-1614 (480 amino acids)
Biological process (GO): intracellular signal transduction; peptidyl-serine phosphorylation
Molecular function (GO): ATP binding; protein serine/threonine kinase activity
Source: RefSeq, a predicted model, not a curated record
CUUAUAUCCGUUGCUGCCCUCAUGAACUCAUCAACGCUUUCUCUCAAUCCUCUGUCCCUUCACACGCUCGUUCAAAUCAUCUUGAUGCUCUAAGUCUCUGGGGUUCCAAAUCGGUCGGACAAGUGUAGAGAUCAAAAUCAUCUGGGUCUGAACUUCCAACGAGCCGAUGCAAUGUCAGUGCCCGAAUUCGCCCAAGUGCCUGAGCGCAACCCAGAGCGAUAUGGGCCAAGGGCUCGUCAGAACAGGGCGAAAUGCUCUCAAUUAGCUGCAGACUUUUUCAAAGAUAGUGUCAAGAGGGCUCGUGAACGCAACUCGAGACAGAGCGAGCUAGAGCAUUCUCUGAGGGACCCGAGGGUCAGCCAGGAGGCGUUGUGGACCGGGGCAGGAAGACAGGAGGCCAAGUACCUGCGAUUCCUCAGGACUCGCAACAAGGCCGAUGACUAUGAGGUUGUCAAGCUGAUCGGGAAGGGAGCAUUCGGCGAAGUCAAGCUGGUCCGGAAGAAGGCUGAUUCCAAGAUCUACGCCCUCAAGUCGCUCGUCAAGACCCAGAUGAUUGCAGGCGAUCAGGUCGCCAGGGUCAGGGCAGAGAGAGAUAUCCUGGCCGAAUCCGACAGUCCUUGGGUGGUGAAGCUCUAUACGACGUUCCAGGACACCAAGUUUCUCUAUAUGCUGAUGGAGUUUCUGCCGGGAGGAGAUCUGAUGACGAUGCUGAUCAAGUACGAUAUUUUCAGCGAGGACAUCACCAGAUUCUAUAUCGCGGAGAUCAUUAUGGCCAUUGAGGCGGUUCACAAGCUCGAGUUCAUCCACAGAGACAUUAAGCCAGACAACAUCCUGUUGGACCGCGGAGGGCACGUCAAGCUCACCGACUUCGGCCUCUCGACAGGAUUCCGAAAACUACACGACAGCAACUACUAUCACCAGCUGCUACACGGCAACGGUGACGUACCGUCGCGCAACUCCCGAAAUUUCAACCGGUACUCCGUCAAUAUCGACCAGAUCAGCCUGACCGUCAGUAAUCGAGCACAAAUCAACGAGUGGAGGAAGUCAAGGCGACUGAUGGCCUACUCAGCGGUUGGGACACCUGAUUACAUCGCUCCCGAGAUCCUGACCGGGCAGGGCUACUCCUUUGAUUGCGACUGGUGGUCCCUAGGGACAAUCAUGUUUGAGUGCCUCGUCGGCUGGCCCCCCUUCUGCGCAGAGGUCAGGCAAGACGUCUACCGAAAGAUUGUCAACUGGCAGCAGUGCCUCUACUUCCCAGGUGAUGUCCACAUCAGCCGUUCCUCUGAGCAUCUGAUCAGAAGCCUCAUAUGCAACUCCGAAUUUCGUCUCGGCCGAGCUGGCGCCGACGAGAUCAAGAACCACCCUUUCUUCGCAGGCGUGAACUUCGAUACCCUACGGCGCUUCCGCGCCCCGUUCGAACCACGUCUCACCUCGGACAUUGACACUGCGUAUUUCCCGACUGAAGACCUGGAGCAGCAGGCCGCGAGCGCGAUGGACGUCGACGACCCCAGCGCCGGUGCCCUGCAAGCUUCACCCGAGCAGCAGGAGACACCCGAGAUGACGCUGCCGUUCAUCGGAUAUACGUUCAAGCGGUUUGAGAAUAACUUUAGGUGAUAUGUAGUGAGUGUCAUGAGACUCGAUGCUACCCAUUAAGUUAAGUUUGGCAUGCAAUUGGGCUGGCUUGGGCUGUGCAGAGUGUAUUUAUGGCUGGUUGCUUACUGUGCUAAGGAGAUGCUUGGUAAUAAUUGGGCAGUAUGGAAGCACUUGACUUUCAAAUAGUGAGCAUUUCUAACGGAAGCCUGGAUAAGUCGGAGCAUGGAUGAUGAUUAUGAUGUUCAUUAAUGGACUGUGGUCCUCUGGAAGGGCUUCGAUCGGUAUACAUCUGACGGACAAGAUACUUCUUCGUUCUGGUGUGAUCACACGAUAUUUAAAUAAGCAUGGUUGAAGAAGCAGUCCUCUUCUGCUCAAGGGACUGGGCAUCAUUGGCUUUCCGGUAGAUAAGUGUGUUAGAUACCAAUUAGGAUAUUACAAUUG